UUGCAAUUACUGAUACGCCAGAAUCUCCAGACCAGGAAGAAAUGAACGUGGAUCCUUCUCCUGAGCCAUAUUUGCCAACGCCUGACACAAUUAAAGAUGAUGAAGAUGAUAUGAUGCCAAUGAUGCAUGAUGAUGCAGACAUGAUGGAACUGGAUGAUGCAAGCAGAACGCCUGUGACUGAUGUGGAAAAUGUGACUGAGCUUGAUAUUGUCAGUCAAACAACACUAGACUUGAAUGUUACUAGCAGUGCUGAGAUGCCUGUAAUGGACAGUGUAGUCCACUGUCAAGCCAGCAUGGACACAGUAGAAGACAGUUCAAGUGAAGCUCUUAAAAGUGUUGUAUCAGAAGCUACAACUCAGAUUAGCUCGAGUGGAAAGGUAGCGAGACCUGACCUGUCAUGUGGUUUGACAACAGCAGCACAACUUCCAAUUUCAGGUGUUCAUCAAGCAAACAGAACAGCUGUUGUUACAUUCCCAGGCCUUACUGUGCCUGCUACAAGUUAUUCCAGGGGCCAGCUUCAGAAUUUAUCACCUCUCUUAGUAGAGGAACAUACCUUUGCCACUGACACAGUGUCUGUCUUGAAUACUCUGAUAGCAUCUGCAGUUGCCCCAGUCACAAGACAGGUCACUUCUCUUGUUCCUUCAGCGGUAGCAAUUCCUUGUUCUGUACCAUUUGCACUUGAUUCAGAACUGACAAACUCAACAGGAACUUUGCCAGUACAAGUACCUCCUGCAACUUCGGCCAAAGAGAAACUUCAAGAAACUCCAAGCACGUUGACCGCGUCAUAUUUGACCAGCCCAUCUGCAGUUGUAACCGAGGGUGUAGGGAUUACAGUCACGUCUGAAGUCGGGUUAACCACACCAGUAGCAAGCCCAGGGUGUUCAACAGCUGCAGUGCCUCUCCAUGCUGACAGUCUAGUGUCUACAGCCUGUGUGACAUCAGACAGUGCACCUCACAUGCACUCGAGUGUGACUGGAGCUUCACCCACUUUUUCUAUCAUUAAAUCAGCUACAGCAUCUUCUUCACCUCGGAGGACAUCGAUUCUCCAGGGUUCUGCUGGAAGCUUAUCUGCAAUGUCAGCUGUGCCAGUUUGCAUAAUUAGGUCACAGAGUGGUGGCAGUGGUAGUGGAAUUUCAACUACGGUGUCUCUUAUCAGUAGUGCGGUUGCUUCAACUGUUGCAUUGCCUGUUACCAGUUCUCAGCUAACAUCAGCUACAGUGGCAAAUCUGGUUGCAGAUGCAGUAAAUGCCGCGCGUUUACCGUACCCGCCGGCUUCGGUAGGCCAACAUUUGGCCUUCACGACAGCAAGUGUGGUGCCGCUGGUGACUGCGUCGCCAGCGGGUGUUAGUGUGAUAGCAAGUGCGUCAACUGUGUCACUGGGAGGUAUAAGUAUGUCUGUUGAUUCUUUGGUUCCACCACCCAGAAUGUCCACAGCUCCAGUCACAAGUUCUCAGUCUGUUUCCCCACAUGUACCUGUCACAGUUGAAACAAAUUCUUCCAUUAUCCCAAUAGUGGACACUAAGCAGUCAUCUGGUGAAAACCAGAAUUACAUAGUUAAACAUGCACCACCAACCUCUGUUCAAGCAAAUGCUGAAGAAAAAGAUGUGGAUAUUAGAAGCAAAUAUUUGACUUCACAAUCAACUGGCUCUCAGAAAGAAGACACAGAAAUUUUGGCUGACAUGUCAUCUAAGUUCUCUCAGGUAACUAGGCCAAGCAUGCUGGAGAACACAAGCCGAAAUUUGAAUAAUGAGCUACCACUACAGUCUGUGGGAACUGAACCAUCAUCAGUGUGCGCAGUUCAGAAUGCCCCUCAGAAAGUUGAUGAUGAUGAUGAUGAAAUAUUAAUGAAGACUAUGCAACUAAUUUUUCAAGAUACAAGACCUAGUGUCCUAGCAACUGUAGAGAGAGUGCCACAGAGUGCAGCAGCAGUAGUACAGCAAGAAACUGCAGGUACUGAAACAGAUCGCAGACGUUGGCAGCACAACAUACCAGAUACAUCAUCCAUUGUAGGAUCUGUUAUUGUAACUGAAGACAAGUGUUCAUCUGAUACACAGCAGUCACUUGUAGUUUCAAUUUCCAGUCCUCCUGUCACUGAUAAAGAGCCAAUAAAAGAGUUGACCUUAGCUGAUAAAUUACUGCAUCCACCUGUUCAAGAUUCAUUAUCAGCAUCAAAUAAAAUUCAAGCAGUUUCUAAACCAUACCCUGUGCCUUCAUCAAAUUUGCCUACGGUGUUUAUAGAACCUCACCAGAGAGAGGAAGUGAGAAUGGACUAUGAGGAUGGUGACAAGACUUCAGAUAUUCCAAAUAAAACCAAUGCAUCUUACUCACAUAAUAUCUUACCUGCAUCACAAAUAGAACCCUCUACAAAUUUGAAACUGCCAUUACAGACAACUGAAUCAACUGCAUCCAGCGAAGCACUUGUAGAUGUUCUUCGUGCACCUUCAGCAAUUCCACCAGAAACAUCAGCAGUGUUCAGUUCACCCUCUCAGAGUACAGUUACAGCAUCCACCACCAGUUCAGAGGUGAAAUCUAUUCCAGAAACAGCCCUCUCCAGCAAAGUGGUUAAAAGUACUGCAGUUCUGCCUCGAUCUGUAUUUUCAGGAGGAUUGUCGGGUUCUGGCCAGUCCAUGUUGGCAUGCAGACUGAGUACGAUAGCGAGUGGACCUCCAGUAAAUACUACACAGACAAGUCAGAGUGCAGCACCCCAGGGAAUUAUGACUUCUUCUGAGAUAGUGAGCCAAAUUGCAACAGUACCUGUCCCCAUGUCCACAGGGUGUCCUGUUGUCAUGACUCCUAGGAUUUCAUCCACUGCUGGCAGAUUCUCACCCAUAGUGAAUACAGGGCAAGCUGUAGCAUCUGUUGUGAGACAGUAUGUGGCUUACACACAGCAGCAAGUGGCAUCACAAACAUCUCCUGUAAUUGCAGGUAUCUCAAGAAGCUUGUCAAUGCCUUCCCCUGCCCAUUCACCACACCUGCCAGCUCAGGGCAGUGUCAGUGUUUUGGCACCAACCACUGCUGCCAGAGUAAUUUCAUCAAAGUCACAUCAAAGUUUGGCAGCAGAACAGUUUGUGCAGAGUAGAACAGAAGCACCACCUGUGCUGACUGUGAGUAGUAGUGUUAUGCAGUCACAGGCCACAGUUUCUUCCAUGCCUCAGCCAUCAGGAACCAUCUUGCAGACACGAGUAUCAGCACCACCAUCUGCCUCUGGAUUAGCAGCAAUACAGCAUGUUACAUCAUAUGAAGGAACCAACAGGACAGAUGGAGAUAUCGAGACAGUAGUAACAUCAGCUUUAGAGAGAUUAGGAAGAGAUGUAAUUCUGUCAGUCUCUAGUGAAUCUGCAACAAGUUCUAGAAACAGCGAUCUUGUGGACUCUUCAAAGUAUCCAUAUGCAAGUUCUGCACCACCAAGAAUCCAGUCAUCUUGCAGUGUUUUUUCCAGUGUCAUGUACCCACAGAGAAGAAUGAGUGCUGGAGAAAUCAAGGUGGAGGAACCAGCAAGGUCAUGCCAGUUCGAGCAGCUGACAGCAGUUAAAACUGAAACCUUGGAUUUGUGUCUGUUUCAAGAAUCACCAGUUCCCACCACAAGUAUUAUCAUGCAGCAACAGCAGCAUUCUAGUCCAACUCUUACAUCAAUUUCAAAACCUGUUGCAACAUCGUGCAUAAUGGCUUCUCAGCCAUCAGUUGCAACUAUAGUACCAAAGACCGAGACGCAGCAUUUGGUCAGCAGCUGUAAAUUUUCAUCAACAACACAGGCUUUGUCCCAGCCCCAGCAGCAAGCCCCAGUGCCUGCAUUCCCACACAGGAUGGAGGAGUCACAGAAUGUAUUAUUGAAGCAGCUUCUUCAAAACACUGGCUGUGCUCAAACCCAGUCACAGCAAACAUCGUCUGUACCAACUCACCAUCAUGGUGCUCCUAGUUUACCUGUAGUACCAUCAUUAGAAGCUCAGCUGGCAAGACCAGUCCCUCCCACGCCAUCUUCCCUUUUGCCGCCGCUUCUUACAAAUGACAGUCCACAGUCACAAACACCACAGUUAUCACGACAGUUGUCACACUUGACAACACGUGAAACAUCCCUUGUUUCAAGACCCCCUCCACAACUUUCUACUUCUCUGUCCAUCCCUGUGCAAACUGACAGGAGGCCAGACCCUCCAAAUAGAGAGAAUGUCCUCUCUCCUCCAGCAACACUGAGGUCCUGCGCUAAUGUGGCUGAAUCUAACCUCCAUGAACCAACCCCCUUAUCAUCACCUCAUGUUGUGACAAUAAAAAAGGAAGUUGCACCUCCGCUGCAAAGUCCAUCUGCUGAUGUGAAGAAGGAGACUGUGUCAGAUGAUUCGUCAGAGCAGGUGGCAAGUGAAAAGAAAGAGUUUCAUGGCAAGACAGAGCAGCCAUCAAAGGAUGAGAUUGGUGAUUUAGGAAUGGAAGCAAGCUGUGACAAGACAACUCAGGAUCAGGCAGCAUUGGAUGCAAAGAAAGUUAAAAGACGCUUGUACCAGCAAAAGCGGCGGCAGAGCCAAGGAAAGGAACCGACUGCUAGUGGAGGAACUCCUAAGAAGCAGCGCAUACGGAAGGUCAGUGGUUCCAAAGUGGAUGAAGAUUAUGACACAUACAUUGAGAAUCUGAUGAUGCAAUUACGACAGCUACCACCUAUGAGCGUCUUAGAACCUGCUUUAUCAAGAAAUUAUGCUGUGUGCUCCAUCUUUGGGUCUGGUGAUUUGACAAAAAUUGGUACAACACGCGAUUACUCUACACGUCAUGGUGAUCUAAAGGGUUCAUUUUGUGCUGCAUAUUUAGCUCAUGUGUCUGAUCAUUAUAAUACACAGCCGUUUGGAGACCUUCCCCCACUACCACCACAGCCUCCAGUUUCAACUCAGAGGGGGUUCUAUGACCAAGAAUUUGCAGCACUGAAACUUGAAAAUGAUGAUGAUAAAAGGCCAGAUGGACAGACGAGUGGGAAUCGUGAUCGAGGCAAUGACACUCCUGACACGGUUGUCAGUUCAUCAUCACCAGAGUGCGUGAUUCAUGAGUUGCCCAUCAGAUUCCCAGGUCUGAAGCUUAUUGAAGAGGAAGACUCUGAGAAGGAGGAAGAAACCAGAUGGAUGAAACGUUCUUCUCCCAUUAUCCCUAUUAUAUCUCCAAUACCAAUUCGUCUUCGCCCAGGCAUGCAGAUGGCAAAAGAAAUUAGCGAUGUGGAUAAGGAAAAUGUUGGCGUGACACGUGACCACAUUCAGCUUAAGACGCGGUUUGGUGUUUAUCCACCUGCCCCUCUUCGUGAUGCUGGUAAUGUGACGGUGACUCUGACAUUAACAUCGGCGGCCGCAGGAGAUAUCCUAGGUGUUUUGCGUCACUUGGCAAACAUUCUCAGUAUUCCAGCACCCUCAGGAUACCAGAUAGUGGAGAGGACCAGUACACCACCAAGCCAGAAACUGGGGCUCUACCGCACGAAGGGGAAAGAUGGCAAAGAGGGAGCUCCAGUUGAUAUCCAGAGUAUUCUGAACGGAGCUGCAAAGUUCUGCAGGCACUGUGACGUGGUGAUACUGAGCAGCUUGAUCCGCAAGAAAGCGUCAGAACUGCCGUUUCUAGCCAAAGAUGAUGUGGUAGAGAAUGGAGAUGAUCUGUAUUUCUGUAGCUCCGCAUGCUACAUGCAGUUCGCUCUCAUGCAUCGCUCUCCCAGUAUAUCAGAGGAUAAAGCUGCUGCCAUUGUGGACCAUCUUUGUCAGACAGCAGAGUCUCCAAGUCAACAGAAGAAGGUGUGCCCUCCAGAAAGUACAGAGAAAGUCAAGGAAGAUGAGAGAUCUGAGAAAAAGGUAAAGGAGGAGGAUGAGCAGAUGGACGUAGACCGGCAGCUGAACGAGUUUGAAGACGUGAAGACAGAGCAAGAUGAUGCAGAGAAGAGUGAGUCUGCGGAGCCUCAGUCCAUUCCAACGCAGAGCAAGAAAACUGAAUCUGUGAGUGUAAAUACAGAAGUACCACUUGAAAAACUAGAAAAGAAGCCUGCAUCAGGAACAGUACCUACAGCAUCAGCCGUAGCAACUGUAACAGUGCCAUCCUCCACUCUGCAUCAAGGGACAUCUAGUGACAAGAGGAGCCGUCGACAUACCGGAGAUGAUCAGGCCAUCGCCCCUUCUUCCCAUUGUCCGCCUCCUACCAAACUGUGGAAAGGAGUGAAAUAUAAGUACUGGACUCCUGGAGCUAUUCAGCCUGCUGUGAAAUAUAAGAAACCCACUGACAAAGAGGUCACAGAGAUGCUGUUUCGAAUGGGUAUCACGAUGACUCCAGCCAAGAUUCCUGAAGAUACCCGCAAAUGCAUGUUCUGUCACCAAAUUGGAGAUGGAGUAGGUGAUGGAACAGCCAGGUUACUAAACUUUGAUGUGGACAAGUGGGUGCAUCUGAAUUGUGCCCUGUGGUCAGAUGACGUGUAUGAGACCGUGAAUGGCGCACUGAUGAAUCUAGAGAAUUCACUACAGCAAAGUCUUGUACUUAGCUGCGUUGUAUGUCAUCGCAUGGGCGCUACAAUUCGCUGCUUCAAACUUCGCUGCUCAAAUGUUUAUCACCUGGGUUGUGCUGUUAAAGAUGGCUGUGUUUUCUUCAAGAACAAGUCUACUUACUGCUCUGCUCAUAUCCCAAAGAAUGAGAAGGAUAACGAACUAACGACAUUGUCAGUGUUCCGACGAGUGUAUGUGAAUCGCGAUGAGAAUCGUCAGGUGGCAACUGUGAUGCAUCAGGAUCAUAACAAUCUUUUACGAGUCGGCAGUCUCAUCUUCCUGAGUGUGGGUCAACUGUUGCCUCACCAACUUCAAGCCUUCCACACACCUAACUACAUUUAUCCAAUUGGAUACAAGAUUGUUCGCUUCUAUUGGAGCAUGAGGGUACCAAACAAACGAUGUCGUUAUGUCUGUUCCAUCCACGAUGUGGCCGGUCGUCCUGAGUUCCGAGUGCUGGUCCAGGAGCCGUGUCAGGAUGACCUGGAACUGCGUGACUGCACACCUCGUGCUGUGUGGGCCAGAAUUCUUGAACCCCUUGCAUCCCUCAGGAAGGAGAUGGGAGGUGUGCAGGUGUUCCCUCGUUUCAUUUCUGGAGAGGAUCUCUUUGGCUUGACAGAACCUGCUGUUGUCCGAGUGCUAGAAAGUCUGCCAGGAGUUGAAACCCUGACGGACUAUCGAUUCAAGUAUGGAAGAAAUCCGCUGUUGGAGUUGCCACUGGCUGUAAAUCCAACUGGCUGUGCCCGGACAGAACCCAAACUGAGAAACCAGUUCCUAUGGAAGCGACCUCACACUCAAAGGACAGGAUCAUCGUCUAGACCAAUUUUCGUUCCAACAGCAAGCAUGGCUGGUGAAGCAGCAUGCCCCUACUCCAAGCAGUUUGUCCACUCAAAGAGUUCCCAGUACAAAAAGAUGAAACAAGAGUGGCGUAAUAAUGUUUACCUUGCCAGAUCCAAAAUCCAAGGUCUGGGUCUGUAUGCUGCUAGGGAUUUGGAGCGCCACACCAUGGUGAUUGAAUAUAUUGGUGAGGUGAUCCGAACAGAACUGUCUGAGCUGCGAGAGAAGCAGUAUGAGGCCCGAAAUCGUGGUAUUUAUAUGUUCCGCCUGGAUGAAGAUCGUGUUGUGGAUGCCACUUUGUCAGGAGGACUUGCUCGAUACAUUAACCACUCAUGCAACCCAAACUGUGUGGCUGAGAUUGUAGAAGUGGAGCGAGAUCUUAGGAUAAUCAUCUUUGCAAAGAGACGGAUCUCCCGUGGAGAAGAGCUGGCGUAUGACUACAAGUUUGACAUUGAAGACGAUCAGCAUAAGAUUCCUUGUAACUGUGGUGCACCCAACUGCAGGAAGUGGAUGAAUUAACCUGAGAUAUUGAGAUACACAGGUACACGAGUAAGAGUAAAGUACAUUCCCUUAAUAACUAAGUCAUAUAAUUCCACCGAAAUAAGAGACCAUAUGUAGGUUUCUAAUUUUCUAGGUUAUUUUUACAUUAAAAAACACAGUGUGAUUGAUAAUAAAAUAAGUUUUAGUAAGUAUCAUUAUUAAAUCCUCAAGGCAAAAAUUCAUUACGUCGUAUAAUUUUUAUAUUCAUAAUCUUAUGUGUGUUGUGUGCGUGUGUGAUUUUCACUGUAGCUACUGAACUACGUAAUGAUGUAAGAAACAUUCAUAUAAGAUGUGAAACCCAUUUUACUUUAAUAUGACACAUAUGGAUUAUUAUAGAAUGCAAUAGAAAUAUAAAGUAAGCACUCUAACAGUUGUCAGCAGACUGAAGUUAUAAGAAGAAGAAAAGAGGACUCAGGAAAAGUUGUGUUUCAGGAUUGAUUCUUUUUGAGUCCUGUAGUUACAAGGAUGCAUAUAGUCAUACUGAUACUCAUGAGUUAUAAUGUAUAUAGUUUUUCAGUCUGUAAAUAAAGAUUCGUUUAUUUCUUCACUCAUAAUCUUCGUGAUUUUAUAGUGCUGUUAGUGUAUUGUGCUGCUCGUGGUCGAAUGAGCAAUGAUUUAUGAGUAAGUAGCAUAAUAUCUGUUCUCUUUUUGUGAUGUGAAUCCACUGGGGUGCCUGUCUUGUAUGCAUUAUAGCAAAACUGCAGUAUAGAGCUGUUUGGUUUGUACAUAACACAAAGUACCCAAAGUGCUAUUCUGUCUUAAAAUUGUAAAGAAAUAGUGAAAAUGUUAUAAUAUUCACUUGUACAUUACAUGUAGUAAUAUAACAAUAAGAGCGUGUAUAAAUGCACAUUGAAUAUUUCUGUAAGUGAAGGUGUAAAUGUGAUAGCAUUGGAAGACGGCUUGACGCCAGUGAAGUUAUUAUUAUGUUUGUGUGUGAGAUGGCAGGACAUUUGGAAUUAUGAAGAACAGUGUUUGGCCAAUCAAAUCUCUUUGAUACUUAAAGUCUUCUAAUAUAAAUUUUAUGUUUUUAUAUAUAUCACGGUGCAAUGUUGCAGAGAUUGUCAGAGUAAUCAGAUUUCUCAUGGGUGAAAAAGUUUUCUGUCUUCAGCAUCUAUAAUUCUGCAGGCAAAGGAUGAAAUCAGUGAAGUUGUUUUUACCAGUCGUACCAUUAAUGACUUGGCUUUCUUCCCAAAAUUCUUUGAUUGUGUGAGACUUGUUGCAGUAGAUGCAAACCUUCAAAGCUCCCCACAAAAAAAUCACAGUAAAUAAGUACCAUCACAUUAAAAUAGUGUGAAAAUGAUUUGACGUUAUUCAGUGUCAAAAUUGUCUUUAAAGUGUAUUCAGCGUGGCUGUUACCAUCUACAGAUGUGCACAAUCUUGCAUCCCCUCUGUGUCUGAAGCAUCUGCAGAGAUGUGGCAUAGGCCAGGUCACCCUCCAACGUAGAAGUAGUGUCUCUCGGGAACUUUAAAAUGUUCUACAUAAGUGAAACCUUUAACUUUUGCAAAGGCAGAGGAACUUCAAUAAUUGAAUCUUAUGCAAAUAAAGGUGAAGUCGUUGCAGAUGACGGUAUGUGUAAAUGGCUGUUUCAACUCGGUGAUUGUUGUAGAUAACCAUAUAUUUUUAAACUUCCUCCUCUACAUGUUUAUUACUGGAUAUUAUUACACCGAAACAUAAUAAAUUCAAUGUACUUGAACAAACAUAUUUAUUUUAUAUUAAGUUCUAACCUUUGUCGUCUGUGCAACACACUGACUGUGCAUCGCACUAGCAUACCGCAAAGCCAUCAACCCCGGAGUUAUUGCCUGGUUGGCAGGCCUGUAGUAUGGUGGUUGAAAUCCCCUGUUCUCAUACAACAAGGGUUAAUGAUAAAGAUGCUUUUCUAAACUGGAAGCUUUUUCUCUCAGAUGUUUGUUGAUGCGAUGUUGCUAUUUUUAACAUUGACGUAGCAUUACUUUUAAAGAAUUACAGAUGAACUGAAGAUGAAUAUUAUUUGUUCUUGCAGACCCGAUGUUUGAUAUUGUAGUGCCGCGAGCCGCCUCCUCGAUUCUUUAGAGCACUGUUCUUCUGCGAGAAUAUUACAAAACCCAGUGGUGUCAUAGCACACCUUCAAAAUAUAAAAUGUGGAACAUCUACAGCAUUGUGGAUUGUGGCUUUCUGCCUUUAACACUCUGUAGUCUUGAAUGUUAUUAGCAAUUUUUCAGAGGUACGUGUCACAUCCAUCUUUAUGGUAGAACCUCUUUUUUUAAGAUGAAGGUGAUAUUUUCAGGUUUGAGCUCCUAUCGUAAAAAUAAAGGUGCCGUGUUCCUCAAAAGUUAUUCUAGCAAUCUGCAUGACUUAAUGGCAUCACGACCCAGAAAACCACAAUCUACAUUUUGAUUAGUGUGCAAACCUCAGCUGCAGGAUGAAAAUUGUGUCACAAAGAGAAAUUGAACUGUAGGACAGUUCAAAGAUUUUUGGUCAUUCAGAUAGCAGUUUCUAGAUCAAAGAGACUGAGAAACAGCACUUUAAAAAUUACAGCAAUCAGUGGUCCUGUUCUCAUUUAUGCACUUGAAAGCCCACCACCUGGUAAGUGCUGUCUCUCAUCCUCUGCAUACUGUUAAAUUAAAUAACGUUCACAUAAAAUAAUGAAAAUGUCACGGUUUACUGGGUGGAAGUAAGCUGCUGAGAAUGGUUUGCUACUGCAUUGCAUUUAUAGUUGGUGGUGGCGGUAUGCGUUUCUGAGAGUUGUGAAUAGCAGAAAAUUUGCAGAAUUAUUGUAUUUAAAUAUGCUGAUGCACAUUCUUUGUAAAUACCUUCUGUUUUUAGUUGUAAAAGAAACGAGAGAAGAAAAGCUAAUUUACCAAAGUGAAAAUGUUUGUUAAAUGCUUGUUUAAGUGUCAUGGGCGUAUUGAGAUCAAUGUUGUAUUGAGUGAGGAUAGUGCAAUACGUGUGAGGCUCAUGAAGAUGAUAUUUCAUUGUUUGUGAUAACUGUGUUUUGCUUUUAUGCAGUGAUAUAAGACAGUUCAAUCAAGACUUUUUACACAAAUCAUUUAUAAGCAUUUGAGACGAUACUUUUAUAUCUGAACUUAGCCUUUGGAUGCAUUUCUUGCUUAUAAGUGUGAAGGAAAGAAUUGUUGCUUCAUAAGUUCCAGUUGCUUUUCUUGACACUUUCAUAAAUGCGCAAGCUGAUCGGUCAUCACUUUUUUUCCUUGGUUUGUGUUCAUGUAUAAGUGUUGAUGGUUAAUGUUACAUCCAGUUCACUUUCAUCAGCUCUCAGAGCAUUUCAUUAUUAACCUUUAUUCUUUUACAUGAAGAGUAUUCUAUAUCUUCUGUGCUUUUUAGGUGCACUCAUAUAUAAAGUACUUCAGUUACUAAAUGUAAAUUGAUUGUGUUGAAUGUGUUGUAUUUUUCUUGUGAAAAUGUUAUGAUGUAGCGGUCAGUCCGUAUUUUAUUAGUUUCCCAUUUGAAGGAAGUACUUCAAAUGGAAACCACAUUUUCACACUGUGAAAAAUACUGAUAAAAAUGGCAACUUAAAAGUUUUCACUUGUUUUCAUCCCCACCAUUUGCUUUAAAUAAGUCCACUUGGUAAUCUGAAUCAGAAUUUGUCCCACGUUUGCAAACCCCAGUUCUACAUGAGCAAAUGUUAGUUUUCCCCUUAAAAUAUUUUAUAUUGUCUUCAUGUUAAGUCCACGUGCAUUCUAACUUCGUAUUUCUUCAUUAAUUUCACAGAAGGACAAUCAAGCAAACUGUAUUAUAAGUAGCACUACCUGAAAAAAAAAUUAUAGUGUAAUGUUGAAUGUAGUGUUUUGUAUAAAUGCAACCACCAUUUAUACAAUGUAUAAAAUGAAGUUAUAUGCAAAAAGAAAAAUUGUGGUUUGAUAAAUAUCUGUUAAUUUAUUUCACCAUGUGUUAGUCGUGCUUAAUUAAAUUUGGGGAAUGCUUGCCA
Messenger RNA from Zootermopsis nevadensis, 11779 nucleotides. NCBI's taxonomy places the organism in Eukaryota, Metazoa, Arthropoda, Insecta, Blattodea, Termopsidae. The record is from RefSeq and is a predicted model, not a curated record.